CGCCGCCUGGCAGAGAGUUCGUGGGGCUGUCGCGGCACGGAGUAUGGGGCUCUGAUGGCCAUGGACGGCUACAAAGGCUUUCUGGGGCUGCUGGUGUCGGCGCUGCUCGUCGGCUUCCUGUCCGUGAUCUUCACCCUCAUCUGGGUCCUCCACUACCGGGAGGGACUCGGCUGGGAUGGGACCACGCUCGAGUUUAACUGGCACCCGGUGCUCAUGGUCACUGGCUUCGUCUUCAUCCAGGGCAUCGCCAUCAUCGUAUACAGACUGCCAUGGACCUGGAAAUGCAGCAAGCUCCUGAUGAAGUCCAUCCAUGCAGGGUUACACACCGUUGCUGCCGUUCUCGUAAUUAUCGCUCUGGUGUCCGUUUUUGAUUUCCACAAUGCCUUGAGUAUCCCCAACAUGUACAGUCUACACAGCUGGGUUGGGCUGACGGUUGUCAUACUCUACAUCUUACAGCUACUCCUAGGGGUUUUCAUCUUUCUGCUUCCUUGGGCUCCACUUUCCCUCCGAGCACUUGUCAUGCCCGUGCAUGUCUAUUCUGGGCUCCUCAUCUUUGGAACGGUGAUUGCAGCGGUACUUACGGGAGUGACUGAGAAACUGUUCUUUGCCCUGAAUAGUUCUGGAUACGGUACAUUCCCACCAGAAGGUGUUUUCACAAAUACCCUUGGCCUCCUGAUUGUGGUGUAUGGGGCGCUCAUUUUUUGGAUAGUCACCAGACCACAAUGGCAACGUCCUAAAGAACCAAAUUCUGUCCUGCUUCAGCCAAAUGGAGGCACUCGAGAGGGAGCGGAAGGCUUAGCAGUCAACUUCAGCAAUGUGGACACGUCAGAUUCAAAAUUAAACAGUGAAACAACAGCGAAGAAAAGAAACUUGACCGUUGAUGAGGCUGGACAGAGAUCCACCAUGUAGAAUGUUGUAGAGAUGUGGCCAUAUAGCUUCACUUUUAAAAACCAGCUCUACAGUUUAGCUUCUCCUAUUUAGCUCCAGGAUGACUGAGCUCCGCAGAGUCAGUAUUUCUUUUAAUCAUAAAGUAGGAUUCCUUGGAAGAGUUUGUAUUGAUUGAGGCCUAUGAUCUUACCUGAAUUGGAAAGGAGAUGAUCUGUGUAAAUACUAGAAGAUAUAAAUGGUGGUUAUGUUAACCUUUUUUUUGUUGAGGACCAAAACAUUUAGCACAGUGCCUUGCAUAGAACAGAUAAUCAAAAUGUGUCUCUCAAAACAAAACAAAACAAAAAAACACUAAAAAACCCCCCCAAAACCCAAAAAUGUGUCUCUCAGUUGGUAAAUUUCAUCAAUUGGCAGCAUCUCUGGCCUCUUGUCAUGCAGUCAUUUCCUGUUAAUUCCGGGAAUCCAGUCCUAAUGUUUUAGAAUCAGAUCUGGGGCAGCAUUUAUGCUACACAGAUAACAAGAAGAGUACAGGAAAAAUUUAGGAAAGUGACUGACUGGUUCCCUUCUCCCAGUGCCUGCCCUCUGCUCUCUCACCAACUAGUUUGGGCUCAGAUUGGCCCUGGAGACCAGAGUUUAUAAUUAGAGCAUUUUGGAGCAGUGACUGAGCCAAAAGUAGCUAACGAGAUCUCUUGUCAGACCUGGAAGUUUUUCCAAAUCUCAUCUUCGUCCCAAAGCUUCCUUGGGGCUUGGUGUACUUUCUAAGCCAGAUUCCAAAACCUGAUUAGAAUGGACCAUGCCUGAAAGCUUACGUAGCAUAAACUGCUCUCCACACCUCAAAGAGCACUUUUUCCCAAGUUUCUGUUUUUAUUUUAGAAAGUACUUACAUGGCACUUACUACAUGCCAGACACUGUUCUAAGCACUUUAUAAAUAUUAACUCGUUCAAUCCUCAAACUUUACACGGUAGGUACUAUUAUUAUCUCCAUUUGACAGCUGGGAGAUUUGAAGCUUAGAAAUGUUAGUAACUUCCCCCAAGGUCAUACAGCUCAUCAGUGAUAGAACUGAGAUUUGUCAUGUGGCUGUCUGAUUCCUCAGUCCAUGACCCUAACCACUUUACUCUGCUACAUUUUCUAUUAUAUACUGGUUUGUACCUACUCCGACUCACCCCUGGAUAAAUCCCAAUUGCUGGAGUGCAGUGGAGUUGUUAAAGUUUACCUUCUGGCUCUCUCUUCCAAGGCAGAUUCCUCAAAUAACCAAGGAAAGAGGCCCACCCAUACCUGGAAAUAGAUCAUGGCGCCCCACCACUGCCAACAAGCCAUGGCCCACUUUGAUGCCCCUUUGAUCUUAAAAUUGUGUCUUGGUGACAAAGAAAGGUUUGGGCAAAAACAUCUGUAACUUUCAAGAUUAAUCAAUUAUAAUUUUUGUUCUUCAGCAUCUUAGCUGCUGAAUAGCUUUGGGUUUGGAGAUAGGAGAGAUUCACCUUGUGGUCUGCCCUUCCCAGUGGCAAUAGCCAAUAUCCUUCCUGAUGUUGGUGGAGUUUUAGGGGACAUCUGGAGCUUUGGGUUCUCAGUAUGAAUUGAGACUCAGAGGUGACCUCUUUCGUGCAUGGACACUUCUGUCUAGACUUGGGGCUGACUUAAAUUAAAACCUAGAGUAGUGGGGCUCCUGGGUGGCUCAGUCGGCUGAGCAUCUGACUCUUGGUGUCUGCUCAGGUCAUGAUCUCA
Molecule: messenger RNA, 2607 nt
Organism: Neomonachus schauinslandi (Hawaiian monk seal)
Lineage: Eukaryota; Metazoa; Chordata; Mammalia; Carnivora; Phocidae
Product: plasma membrane ascorbate-dependent reductase CYBRD1
Exons: 4
Coding region: 55-909 (284 amino acids)
Cellular component (GO): lysosomal membrane
Molecular function (GO): oxidoreductase activity
Source: RefSeq, a predicted model, not a curated record